AUGAUUCCAAAGCGAAUAACAGCUCUUCUUUUCUGUAUGUGCUUAGCUUUAUUUUCGGCGUCAUCUGUGAUGUCGAUAAAACCUGGUAUCUACUUUGCAAACAUAACCUCAUCGAUUUCUAAUGGAACAACUGCUCCGUUCAUUAUACACGCAAGCAAAGGUCUUGGUGUUAAUGUCACUGCUUUGGGCGAAAUAUAUCCAUAUUCUUCUAUUUUUGUGGAAUGGGAUCCUUUUUCUGGUCAUGAUAGCUAUGAUGCUACACUUUCUCUUAAAAGUUUAGCGAAUCCGGAUGAAAUUUUUCCCGAAUCGCAAACCAAAGAUACUGGAAAUGCAACUAUUGUGUUGGAAAAUUAUGGUUCUUUUAAGCCAGGAAUGUAUGCCAUCCUUGUCUCCAAUGCCCUUGGCCAAGGUGUAUCAAAUUCGUUUCUCGUUCUCGCGCCUAAUCCCCUUUCUGUUAAGACUGAUACGGAUAAGGUUCCCACUGGCGAGUUUUUGGGUCUUUCUUGGACUCCAUUCAACAUUUCUGAUACUGUGAACAUAUCUAUCGCCCGCGUCUCAAGCGGUUCUCAACGUAUUAUUGCUACAAACCUUGCUGAUACCGGAUCUACCAGUGUUGAGCUUUCAUAUCCUCCUGGUAUUUACGAAUUGAAAUUAGUAUCCUCCCUUGGAAUUGGUUCCUCAAAUCGUUUUGCUAUUACCACCGAAUUUAACACGAUCGCUGUCACAGUUAAUCCAGACAGCAUUUCUUCAAUUAAUGGUUUCACAAUUGUCGAAUGGAAACCAUUCGAUAAAGCUGAGGAAUUCGUAAACCUAACCCUAACCGGGAAGGAUGGACUCGCUUAUAAGAAUGUGUCUAAUGUGCCAAACAUUGGAUACUAUUUUUUGAGCGCUUCAGAAUGGGAAGUGCCGAAAUCACCAGCCACGUACAGUUUUACUAUCGAUUCAAUGCUUGGCUCUGACAGCAUCGAGCUCACCAUGUUUGAUAGUGCCACCUUGAACGUUAUUAUUGAUCCAAGCGUUGUUAUGUCUGAUGGUGGUGCUAUCGAUGUCAAUUGGUCUCCCAUUGAUCCUAGCGAACCCCUUGUUAAUCUUUCUGUAUACAGUGGCAAUGAUUCUUUGCUGAAAACACUUGAAGUGCCAAAUACAGGAUCAUAUUCAGACGAUGUUACAUCAUUUGGGCUGUUUCCAGGAAGGUAUAAAAUCCAAGUUGAUUCGAAUAUGGGCUCUGGAUUUGACUAUUUGAUCGUGAGUAGUGCUACUCCCCUGAAUAUUCUGGUUCCCAACUCCGAAUCUAUUAUUUACAAUAACUCUGCCUCAUUAUCUGUCCAAUGGACUCCGUUCGAUGAAAAUACUACUCCUGCCGUUAUUACCAUUAUUAACCAGAACACGAUGAAAAACGAUUAUUUUUCAGUCAAAAACAAUGGAAAUGCCUCUCUUAAUUUGAGUUCUAUUGAUGUACCUGCUGGAACCUACAGCCUAACUGUGGAUACUUCGAUCGGAAGCAGUGGAUCUCCGUCUAUGUUUGUUCUUCUUUAUCCUGAAACCCUUUUGAUCGCCUCACCAAAUUCUACCACCAAUGUUUCUAAUGUCGGUUUGCUUGAUAUCGAAUGGGACCCUAAAAAUCCUGCUGGUGAAAACAUCACCAUCUACCUGCACCACGCUGUAAACAACAGUAUCUCUUACGGUCCAUUCAAAACUCUCGACGAUGGUAAUGCCACUCUCGAUCUUAUGACAAAUGCUAUCAACAAAAAUAUGCUUCUUGAGGAUGCUAUUGCUUCUGAACAAAAAGCUCAUGAUGCCGAUGUUCGAGCUGUUAUGCGGGCACUAGAGCCAAAAAAUGCAGCAAAGAAAUCUAGCUUUCACACACAGAAAGAAUCGAUUAGAAUGAAAUAA
Mitosporidium daphniae is the source of this 1893-nucleotide messenger RNA. RefSeq lists its product as uncharacterized. The transcript has a single exon. The record is from RefSeq and is a predicted model, not a curated record. The coding region runs from base 1 to 1893 and encodes 630 amino acids. Lineage: Eukaryota; Fungi; Microsporidia.